Molecule: messenger RNA, 1003 nt
Organism: Capsella rubella
Lineage: Eukaryota; Viridiplantae; Streptophyta; Magnoliopsida; Brassicales; Brassicaceae
Exons: 3
Coding region: 161-691 (176 amino acids)
Source: RefSeq, a predicted model, not a curated record
UUCUUCUCUUCUCUCUUCCUCUUUCCUUCACAAAAACUCUCUCAUUCUUCUUACUCUGUUUCUUUUCUUGUGUGUACUCUCUUAAUCAUAUCAUUUUUUGGAAGAACAGAGUUUUUUGUUUCUGUUUUUGUUGUGUGUGGAAGAAGAAGGAGCUAGAGAGAUGGGGAAUUGUCAAGCGGUUGAUGCGGCGGCUUUGGUUCUACAACAUCCUGACGGCAAGAUCGAUAGAUAUUACGGUCCUAUAUCAGUUAGUGAAGUUAUGCGUAUGUAUCCUGGUCACUACGUUUCUCUUAUCAUCCCUUUACCGGAGACUACUAUACCGGCGACUACUACGACGACCACGACGGAUGAUAAGAGUGUAGAGAGAAGGGUUGUGAGGUUCACGCGCGUGAAACUUCUCCGACCAACUGAGAAUCUUGUUCUUGGUCAUGCUUAUCGUCUCAUCACUUCACAAGAGGUUAUGAAGAUUUUGAAAGCUAAGAAGUACGCAAAGACAAAGAAGCAUCAGAGUGAAACGACUAGAGAGAAGAAGAAGCCAUCACUUGAGAAGAAGAUUAAUGAAGAAUCUGACAAGAAUCAGAAUCUGGAAACGAAAGAUGAGAAGCAACGGUCAAUGUUAACGAGUUCAGCAUCGUCGAAAUCAAAAACAUGGAGGCCAUCAUUGCAGAGCAUCUCUGAAGCUACGAGUUGAUGUUUGGUUUUAACGUGAGGGACAAGAAACAUAGUCUCUGUAGUGUGGAGAUCGAUCAAUCAAAAUCAGAAGAUGGAAUCUAAAGAAGAAGAAGAAGAAGAGAUAUAAAACUUUAUUGAAUAAACUCUUCUCUUAUUAUUAUAAGUUCCUUUUCUGGUUAUUAAAUUACAUAGGAGAUGAGAAUUAUAUAGAUUAAGAUGUAAAAAAAAAAGCAGAGAUUAAGAACUUAGUCCCUUUUUUUGUCCUGUUAAUGUAUAUAUAAGUACUUCUCCAUAUGAAGAAAUCAAUCGAAAAAAAAAGAUUGUGAAAACA